Messenger RNA from Notechis scutatus (mainland tiger snake), 1646 nucleotides. Lineage: Eukaryota; Metazoa; Chordata; Lepidosauria; Squamata; Elapidae. The record is from RefSeq and is a predicted model, not a curated record.
AACUGGGACAGCUGGACAAGGAAGCCCUGGAGCUGAGCAACAAAGUCCUCGGUGCCAAUCCGGAUUUUGCUACGCUCUGGAACUUCCGGCGAGAGACCUUCCUUCACCUGGAGAAGGAGGAGAGCCCAGAAGAGAUGCAAGCCUUGUGCAAGGCCGAGCUUGCCUUCCUGGAGGGCUGCUUGAGGGUGAACCCCAAAUCCUACGGCACUUGGCAUCAUCGUUGCUGGGUGAUGGAGCACAUGCCCGAACCGGACUGGGACAGGGAACUGGGGCUGUGCGGCAAAUUUUUGGAGAUUGACGAGCGAAAUUUUCAUUGCUGGGACUACCGGCGUUUCGUGGUGCAGAGAUCCAAGGUGCUACCCCAGGAUGAGCUGGCCUUCAGUGACAGGCUGAUCACCCGGAACUUCUCCAAUUAUUCUUCCUGGCAUUAUCGCAGCCUCCUUCUCCCGCAGCUGUACCCUGACCCCCAGCAUCAAGGCCGGAUCACGGAGGAAAUCCUUUUGAAAGAGCUGGACCUGGUGCAAAAUGCUUUCUUCACUGACCCCAACGAUCAGAGUGCUUGGUUUUAUCACCGAUGGCUUCUGGGCAGAGGGGAUCCCGAGCCAACCAUCCGCUGCGUCUACGUCAAUAGGGAAAACACCUCCCUGGCGGUAGCCUUCUCUCAUCCUGUGGCGGUGGCUCCGGCCUCACAUGACCUCAUUGUGUUCGGAGACGAGUCCCCGCUGGUAGUCCGUUGGCGCACUCCGGAUGGGAAAAAUAAACCCGGCUAUAUGUGGCUGUGUGACCUGCCAACCUCUGCUCUCAACGACCACUGGCCUCAACACACCUUUCGCGUCCUCUGGGCCGAAGGACACGUGCAGAAGGAAUGUGUCCUCUUCAAAGGCCACAAGGACUGCUGGAACCAGGAUUCGGUGACAGAGGAACAGGUGUUCAGGUGCGAACUCUCCUUCGAAAAGUCAACGGUGCUGCAGUCAGAGCUGGAAUCCUGCAAGGAGCUGCAGGCCUUGGAGCCGGAGAACAAGUGGUGUCUCCUAACGAUCAUCCUCCUCAUGAGGGCUUUGGACCCUUUGGUUUACGAGCAAGAGACGCUCCGCUACUUCGCUGCCUUGAAGGCCGCAGACCCCAUGCGCUCCUCAUACCUCAACGACCUCCGGAGCAAGUUUCUGAUUGAGAACAGCGUCCUCAAGAUGGAAUAUGCCGAUUCGCGGGUGGUGGACCUGUCCCAGAAGGGCCUGACCAGCCUGUGCCACUUGGAACACCUGUUGCUGGUCACACACCUGAACCUCUCCGAUAACCUUCUCUCAUCCUUCCCUCCAACACUGGCCAUGAUGCGUUGCCUCGAGGUGAUGGAGGCCGAUGACAACCGGAUUGAGAGCCUGGAAGGGCUGCCCCCUCUGCCUUCUCUGGAGGAACUGUCUCUCCGUAACAACCGCAUCCAGCGAGCCUCUGCCCUCCGGACUCUGGCUGUGUUCCCCGCCUUGGUUCAGCUCAACCUGCAAGGAAACCCCCUGUGCCAAACUCCAGGCAUUCAGUCGGAGCUGGUCACGCUACUCCCCAAUGUGACCACCAUCUUGACUUGAUUUCCUGGGGGGGGAGGGGGGGGGGGGGGGGAGCAGCGCUGGAGACCCUUAAUUUAUUUGCCAAUU